AUGUCUGACGCUGUUGCAUCUGCUGCUUCUCCUACUUCUGCCCCAAAGAAGGCUAAGACCACAAAGCCCAAGGGUGAGAAAAAACCCAAGGCUAUGCCAACUCAUCCCGCGUACAGCGCAAUGAUCAAGGCUGCCAUUAAGGAUCUUAAGGAUCGUAAGGGAGCCUCAAAACAAGCUAUUCAAAAAUUCAUUAUACAGAAGUACAAGGUUGGAGAUAACGACAAGCAGAUCAGUGCUCAUCUCCGCAUGGCUUUGAAGAAAGGAGUCAUUGGCGGUUCAUUCAAGCAGGCAUCCGGAACCGGUGCUGCUGGACGAUUCCGCCUGGCUGAUAAGGCUGAGGCUCCAGCUAAGCCGAAAGUUGCCAAGAAGCCCAAAGCUGAGGGAGCUGCUAAGCCCAAGAAAACCGCCGCUAAGCCGAAAAAGGCUGCUGGCGAUAAGCCAAAGAAGGCCAAGACUGGCCCCAAGACGCCCAAAUCUCCGAAGAAGGCCGCUGCUGCUAAGCCGAAAAAACCCAAAACGCCCAAA
Strongylus vulgaris is the source of this 525-nucleotide messenger RNA. Lineage: Eukaryota; Metazoa; Nematoda; Chromadorea; Rhabditida; Strongylidae. The record is from the annotation of a GenBank genome assembly.